AGGAGGAUCUCUGAGCAAAAUCUGGGGAAGAGCUAAAACCCCAAAUCCCCAAUAAACCCUAUCUCUGUACUGUGUAUUCGGCACCUGAGCUGAGAUGGCCUCCUUCGCUGCUAGAUCUAUCUUGCGCUCCGCCCGAUGCCCCGCCGCCAGAAUCUCCGUCGGCGUCAAGCCGAGGGCUUCUCCUUCUCCAUUUCGUCUCCCAUCCCAAAAUCCCCUCUCCGCUCGCAUUUUCAGGUCACCCGUGGAGAUGAGCAGUGUUGCCGUGGCUUCGAUGUUGCCCUACCACACCGCCACUGCCUCAGCUCUGCUUACCUCCAUGCUUUCCGUCGCUCCGCGUACCCACGCUUGGACUAUCGAGGCUUGCAUCGAGGGGGUAUGAUGACUGUUGGAUUGUUCCAAAAGCAUUUUCGCAUGUGCACUAGAAUAGUACAUCUGAUAAGUAGUCAUAUGGCUAGAGCUCAGCGCAAGAGAUGGCCAUUUUUUGGUGGAUUUUCCUUUUGUGGUCUACUAGAGUGUCAAAUAAGGAAAUUAGAGUUGCUUGUUGAUUUGUUGUAGUGACAAGUGACUGAAUUAUGUAAAAUUGUGGCAUCUAUUCCUUGAGAUGUGGUAAUUGUUAUGCAACUUCGUCAUACUAUACCUUAAGGCACUGACCUGUCGUAGCCUAACACUGACAGGUUAUGAUAAAUGCACUACCUGCUAUCUGUUCGUUAACAACCUUUUGACUUGGGCU
Messenger RNA from Salvia hispanica, 730 nucleotides. The record is from RefSeq and is a predicted model, not a curated record. NCBI's taxonomy places the organism in Eukaryota, Viridiplantae, Streptophyta, Magnoliopsida, Lamiales, Lamiaceae.